AUGAUUGAUCUUGAAGCACUUGGUUUGAGGGUAAAAUCUCAUCCAAAUAAGGUAAAAGCAAGCGAGCCGAAGCUGCACGGAAACCCUAAUAAGUUAUCCUACGAACCAGGAUCGCAGUCUGGGAUUUUUCCGAAAAUUGGGAAGUUUUCGAGCUUGGUUACUCCGUAUAAUAAUGAAACGCCAUCGUUUCGGUUCAGUACGUUAUUUAAUGGGCAAGGACAGUGGCAGCAGCAAAAGAUUGAGGAAAUCACGGAAGGAUUGCUUGAUCAUACGAUGCAAGUUGAGCUUUCAAAAUUGCAUGGUAAGCCGGAGAGUGGAUUUGGACCGUUGGAUUGGCAAGACAGUGUAGAUCAACAGCUGUUUGAUCUUCCUAACGAGGUUGACCAAACGUAUUGGAGUCAAAGUCAAUGGAUUGAUCAAGAUCAUCCCACCCACUAUCUACGAGAAGUUUAUAUCCUGAGAGUGGCCUCCCCUCCGGCGUCAGCCAUGAGCAUAGGGAUCAACUUUUCUGGGGGUCUGCCAGAAUACUGA
Molecule: messenger RNA, 531 nt
Organism: Hibiscus syriacus
Lineage: Eukaryota; Viridiplantae; Streptophyta; Magnoliopsida; Malvales; Malvaceae
Product: dof zinc finger protein DOF5.4-like
Exons: 3
Coding region: 1-531 (176 amino acids)
Source: RefSeq, a predicted model, not a curated record